This is a messenger RNA of Glycine soja, 2306 nucleotides long. Its product is annotated as protein DEK-like. Gene Ontology annotation, biological process: chromatin organization; regulation of double-strand break repair. The transcript has 11 exons. Lineage: Eukaryota; Viridiplantae; Streptophyta; Magnoliopsida; Fabales; Fabaceae. The record is from RefSeq and is a predicted model, not a curated record. Gene Ontology annotation, molecular function: histone binding; DNA binding. Gene Ontology annotation, cellular component: nucleus. The coding region runs from base 371 to 2008 and encodes 545 amino acids.
UGUUAUUCAUUUAUUUUUCAUCUAGGUUAAUGAGUGGUUUUGCCGGGAGAAAAGAAAAAAAGAAAAAAACAAACAAGGGGGAACUAGAGUGAUAGAUGGUGAUAGUGAGUGAGUGAGUGUAGAAACCCGCUCACAAUUUUGGCAUCAAAUUUUGAAAACCACUCUUUCAAGUUUCACCCUUCAGCGCGCCCUCUCAUCAAAACUCCAAUUUCAUUCAUUUCGCGAUUCCCCCCUUUCUUUCUCUCUCUAUUCUAAUUCCAAUCCCAAUCCCAAUUCACAACGAGAUUCUAUUCCCUUUCUUCCAAUUCUAGGGUUUCUCUCUCCACUAGGGUUCCCAAUUCCUCUCCACCCCCCCCCCCCCAAAAAAAACAUGGCCUCCGAAGCCCUAGAAGAUAACAAGCCUCCCCUCCAGGACGACAAUCACGCCAAAUCGGAGAUUCCCGAGAAAGACGCUUCCUCGGACGCCGUCGCGGCGAAAUCCGAGAACGCGAAUGCCGGCGAUAAAGACGGAGGAGCAGCUGGCAAUCAGGAAGUAGAAGAGGAAGCCGACGCCGCUGAGGAGAAGAAAGAAGAGAUCGACGAAGACGGAGAGGAGAAAGAUGAACAAGAAGAAAAAGAGGAGGAAGACGAAGCGGAAGAGAAGGCGAAGGGUAAGGGUAAGAGGAGGAGGAGUAAGAAGGAUCCGGUUACGCCGGCGCCGAGUGAGAGGCCCACGAGGGAGAGGAAAACGGUGGAGCGCUUCUCUGUGCCCUCUCCGGCGAAGUCUGCAAGGUCCUCCGCUAGUAAAGGUUUAAUAAUUGAAAAGGGACGUGGCACUCAGCUCAAGGAUAUCCCAAACGUGGCUUUCAAGUUGUCAAAGAGAAAACCUGAUGACAACCUGCAUAUGCUUCAUACUUUACUGUUUGGAAAGAAAACAAAGGCACACAAUUUAAAGAGAAAUAUAGGCCAGUUUUCUGGUUAUGUGUGGACUGAAAAUGAGGACAAACAGAGGGCCAAGAUAAAGGAGAAGAUUGACAAAUUUGUCAAAGAAAAGUUGUUGGACUUCUGUGAUGUUCUUAAUAUUCAAGUAAACAAGACCAAUGUGAAGAAGGAGGAGCUAUCUGCAAAGUUGUUGGAAUAUUUGGAGUCCCCACAUGCUACAACUGAUAUUCUACUUGCUGAUAAAGAGCAGAAAGGUAAAAAGAGAACCAGAAAGUCAUUCCCUAGCAAAUCUCCUGGGGAAGCAUCUACAGAGACACCUGCCAAGAAGCAAAAACAAACUUCCCAAUCUGGGAAAAAGCAAAAGCAGUCUUCUGAUGAUGAUGAGGAUGAUAAAGCUGAACUUUCAGAUGCAAAAGGUGUUUCUCAGGAAGAUGAAGAUGUUGCAGUACCGAACAAUGAAAGUGAUGAUGAGGAAAGUAGAUCAGAGGAAGAGGAAGAGAAAUCAAAGUCUCGCAAGCGUACUUCCAAAAAAGCUGUUAAAGAGAGUUCAGUUAGCAAAGCUGAUAGAACCUCAUCUGUCAAGAAGACCCCUGUGAAAGAUGCCAAGAGCAUUGAAAAAACUAAAAAGAAACCAACUUCAAAAAAGGGUGUUGCUGAGCAUGACAGUGCUUCUGCCUCUGUUUCCAAGUUGAAGCAACCUGCAUCCAAGAAACAGAAAACUGCAAGUGAAAAGCAGGACACUAAGGGGAAGGCUGCAAGCAAAAAACGAACUGACAAAUCUUCAAAGGCUUUGGUUAAGGAUCAAGGGAAAAGUAAAAGUAAUAAGAAGGCCAAGGCAGAACCUACUAAGCAGGACAUGCAUGCUGUAGUUGUUGAUAUUCUGAAGGAAGUAGAUUUCAAUACUGCAACUUUGUCCGAUAUCCUCAGGCAACUUGGUACCCACUUUGGUAUGGAUUUAAUGCAUAGAAAAGCAGAGGUGAAGGAUAUAAUUACAGAUGUAAUUAAUAACAUGUCUGAUGAAGAAGAGGCUGAGAAUGAUGGUGACACAGAUAAAGAUGAUGAUGGUGAUGAUGAUGAUGAUGCGUGAUUUUAGUUGGGCAAAUAAUAUUUGACCUGUGCAGAAAUUAGAGGCAUGUGGGCAUCUAAUGGCUAGGUUUUAUCUUCAUUAUUCUCCGGAUAAGUUAAGGUAGAUAUUUGGUUUGAGUUGUGACCAUCAUUAUAGAUACUCUUAAUUAGGUUUGUAUUUUGUACCAUAUUAGAUUUAACCCGCUCUCCUGUAUUACUGAUGUUACCUUUUAUUUGUCAUAUUGAAUAGUUUGUUUUUUUUUUGCCUGCUUGUAAACAUUAUUAUUGCCUUCUAAUUUAGAUCAAUGUUCUUUCUUUUA